AUGGCUCAAAAGUGUGUCCAUCAAGGUUGCGGCAAGGAGUAUACAGACCCCGAAGAGGUGUGCCGCUACCACCCCGGUCCCCCCGUCUUCCACGAGGGCCAGAAAGGAUGGAAGUGCUGCAAGCCGCGCGUUCUCACCUUUGAGGAAUUCAUGGCCAUUGAGCCAUGCACCGAGGGCAAGCACAGCACCACCGAUCUCCCGCCAAAGAUCGAAAAGAGGGAAGCUGCUCCGGAAGGUCUCGUCGAGACGACAAACCUCCCUCCCCCGCCACCCCGUGCGCCCGUCGCCGCCCCCCAGCACAUACCCACUCCACCACCCCCCGUCGCCGAGUCGGAGGAUGACGACGCCACAAUCGAGAUUCCGGACGGCCGCGUUUGCAGGCGGAAGGGAUGCGGUGUAGCUUACAAGAAGGGCUCCAACCGGGAAGGCGAGAGCUGCGUGCACCACCCGGGAGCGCCCAUCUUCCACGAGGGCAGCAAGGGUUACAGCUGUUGCAAGCGCCGCGUCCUCGAGUUUGACCAGUUCAUGAAGAUUGAGGGCUGUAAGACAAAGGACAGGCAUCUGUUCGUCGGGAGCGGAGAAAAAGACAAGGCCAAGACGUCGUCGGCUGGUGGUGAAGAGGUCCUGGAGACGGUCAGAACCGACUUUUACCAAACCCCUACAUCGGUGAUUGCCUCGUUCUUCCUCAAGAAGAUCGACAAGGAGGCUUCCAAGGUGGAAUUCCAGGACAAGACCAUCGACCUGGACCUUCUGACGACAGACGCGCCCAUGCCGAAGCGAUACAAGGCGCAGAUCCCGCUGUUUGGGACGAUAGAUGCUGCCAAGUCGACCUUUAAGAUCUUGGGCACCAAGCUUGAAGUUACACUGGUCAAGGCGGACGGCAGCUCUUGGCCGGUACUUCGCAGCGACGAUCGGCUGACGGGUGAGAUUCUUCAGGUUGGACGAGCCGGAAGGGCAUAAGGAGGGGGGUAUGGUGAUGGAAAUCAAAAGAAGCGGAAAAAUAUAGAGACGAAAGUCAUGUGAAACUUUUUUGUAUCUUCUCCUACAAUACCAAGACCGAAUGUGACAUUUGCCAAGGAGCGGCUCGGAGACAAUGUUUGCCAAGUUGUGAUGGGUUGCCGGGUAUUCAGAAUGCUUGACCAGACUUCGCGGGAGACCUUGUUUUUUCUGUUGAAGGGAAUUACAGAUAUUAGGAUCGGAUCCGGGGGGGUUAUUAGACCUGGUAAGGAAUAAUGGGAACACGGGGUUAAAGGCGUGAAAAUGGUUGGAUUCGGGGGGGGUUGAGAUGCUGAUGUGCGAAAUCCCGCCUUACAUAAGGCGCAUCAUGGAAAUGCCAUUUCCCG
This is a messenger RNA of Podospora bellae-mahoneyi, 1343 nucleotides long. RefSeq lists its product as uncharacterized. NCBI's taxonomy places the organism in Eukaryota, Fungi, Ascomycota, Sordariomycetes, Sordariales, Podosporaceae. The transcript is spliced from 3 exons. Bases 1 to 960 code for a protein of 319 amino acids. The record is from RefSeq and is a predicted model, not a curated record.